This is a messenger RNA of Phytophthora nicotianae INRA-310, 1652 nucleotides long. RefSeq lists its product as hypothetical. Gene Ontology annotation, biological process: peptidyl-lysine monomethylation. NCBI's taxonomy places the organism in Eukaryota, Oomycota, Peronosporomycetes, Peronosporales, Peronosporaceae. Gene Ontology annotation, molecular function: protein-lysine N-methyltransferase activity. The transcript has a single exon. The record is from RefSeq and is a predicted model, not a curated record. The coding region runs from base 47 to 1579 and encodes 510 amino acids.
CGCUGGGUGUGCCAUUUGUGAAAAAGCGCUUCUCUCCUGGUCCACGAUGAAGAUUUUGUAUAGUGUUGCAUCACUGCUGCUGCUCGUUCGUGUUCAUCCCGUAUUGGCAUUUUCGAUCGAUGCCAGUGCCGAAGUCGCCGCUGCGAGACCCGAAGUUGAAGUGGAAUUCGAUCUGGACGCUGAGUCCAAAGCGCAAUGGGGCGGAUACGCUGGAUCACGCUCUGAUCGGCCAGUUCUCGAAGGUCGGUCAGGGUCGAUGGGGAUGAAAAUCCGACCACUGGGAGGUACUAAGAUCAAGUCAGCAGCUCCAAUGUCGACGGUACUGACACCCGAAGGUUUCAACUUUGGCCGCGGUACAGCGUACGUGACAACACAGGACGUGGAAAUAGGAGAUGAACUACUGUCAUUGCCAAUGAGCCAGGUGAUGAGUGUGGGAUCGGCUUCAAGAGGGAGAGUGGGGCUACUAUUGGAGGCGAAUCCAGACCUUCCACCUGCGAUCGCGUUGGGGCUACAUUUACUGGAAGAACGAGCUCUUGGUGCGGCUUCCAACUUUUCCGAGUUUGUGUCUGCACUGCCGACAGCAGACUCGAUCAACAGCACCUUAUUCUACUCGGAAGAGGAGUUAAAGGAGAUGGAAGGAUCGCAAUUACAGCGAUUCACGCUCGGAAGAGCUCAAGCUGUUGAGACCUUCUACGACGCCCUGGCACAGCCGGUGACAUCGCGUGAAGCUGUGGACCCUCCGAUCUUCAAGAAGGAAGAGUUUACACUGGAUAAAUUCCGCUGGGCGAUGGGAGUUGUGUGGUCUUCUACCUUCCAAUAUGGACAAACGGAGGACGAGGUUGUGCUAGCUCCUGUUCUAGACACGAUCGGCAUCUGCACUGAACUGGACGAAGAAGAUAACGAAGCGUGUCCUGAGACGAGAAUCAAGAUGGAUACAAGCACACAGAGACUAGUUGUGUACGCUUCGGUGUCCUAUUUAAAGGGUCAAGAAGUGCGUCUCUCAAUGCCACGCAAGUCGUCGACUCACCUUAUGCUCAACAAUGGUUUCGCGAGAGCUCGAGCUUCCAAGCUUGACAAAGUGGACCUCACUGUAACAUUGGACCCAAGCGAUACCUUAGCUCCUUUGAAGAAUUACUUGCUCCAGACACAAUUGAAUGAGACCGUCAAUGCGACGUAUGGCUUCUUCUACGGCAGCUCCAAGAUCGAUGAUGCCAUCUCCACUUCUCUUAAGAUGAAGCUCUUGUCUGGUGCCGAACUCUCACGCUACAAAGAGCUGCUUACUCCAACAGAGGACGAAGAAGAGCGACGUAUCGUGAGUCUUCGGAAUGAAUUCGUCUUCACGCGUGCUGUCAUCUCCACGUGCACGACCCUGCUCAAACAAUAUCCGACAACCAUUGAACAAGACCAAAAAACCCUCGCUGGAUUAUCCUAUAAAGAUGACGUUAGGAGUAUUCGUAAGGCACAUGUCCAACGCGUUUUGAUCAUGGAGAAACAGAUUCUGAACGAGACGAUGGGACUUGCUCUGGAACAGUGGAAAGGCCUCGUGUUCUCGUCAAACCCAAAUCUACAAGAAGUCUAGAUUUCUAUACUCUUGAGGUAACAGAAUGCGGUCCAAAAUACCACAUUAAUAGUACCACCUUUAUCUUUGCAAA